AAGAUAUAUAAGGUAGUUUGACAGUGAGUGUGUUGUUGUGUAGCCGCCUAGAGUCCCUCUCAAACCAUGGGAACAAAACAGACUCACAUCCAUGAAGUCAAGCAGACCGGCUUCCUGCUGGGAGCCGUCAUGCUCUCGGUCCUGCUGUGCGGCCCGCAGCUUGUGGCCUCAGACUCAGAUGAGCUGCACCUGACUGAGUGGGAGAUCUGGAAGAGCCGCCAUGGCAUAUCCUAUGACGAUAUGGAUGAUAUGCAAAGGCAGGUCAUCUGGGAGGAGAACAAACAGAUGAUUGAAAAUAAUAACCAAGGGUUUUUCAUGGGGAGGAGGCCAUUCACUAUGUCCAUGAAUAAAUACGGAGACCUGACUAGACAAGAGUACCGGGUUUUGCAAGGUGCCGUGAUAGACUCCCAAUUUGUGAAGAGAGGGAAGACCGUCUCGAGCCGAAACCUGCGCAACAAUGCUAAGAAGUUGGAUGCUUUGGUCGUCGACUACAGAAACAUGGGAUAUGUCACUGAGGUGAAAGACCAGGGUUACUGUGGCUCGUGCUGGGCCUUCAGCACUACUGGAGCUAUUGAGGGACAAAUGUACAAGAGGACAGGUCAGCUUGUGUCUUUGAGUGAACAAAACCUGGUGGACUGCUCUAGAUCUUAUGGUACUUAUGGCUGCAAUGGUGCAUGGAUGGCCAACGCCUAUGACUACGUGAUUAAAAAUGGCCUGCAGACGACAAACUCCUACCCUUACACCUCAGUGGACACCCAGCCCUGUUACUAUGAUAGCAGACUUGCAGUGGCACACAUCAAGGACUACAGGUUCAUACCCAAAGGAGACGAGCAGGCUCUAGCUGAUGCUGUGGCGACUAUCGGCCCAAUCACAGUCGCCAUUGACGCAGAUCAUUCAAGCUUCUUGUUCUACAGCUCAGGAAUUUACGAUGAACCCGCCUGUAACCCUAACAAUCUGAGUCACGCGGUGCUUCUGGUGGGCUACGGCUCUGACGGAGGCCAGGACUACUGGAUCAUCAAAAACAGUUGGGGUAGCAGUUGGGGUGAAGGCGGCUACAUGCGAGUGGUCAGAAAUGGCGGAAACACUUGUGGCAUCGCGAGCUACGCCUUGUACCCUAUUCUUUGAUUCUGAUGAUGAGAGGAUUUUGUGCUAAUAUUGAACUUUCCCACUGGACUUUUUGUGUUUUUUAUCUGCAUUAUGAACCUUUCCUACACUUUGCUUUUCUCAGGGAUGUGGCACACACACCAAUUUGUGGACAGAUAUUUUAUUUAUUGAUUAGCCUCAACACCAAAUCUAAAAAACAUUUUAAAUAAGGAAAUAAAGUGGGAACACUUUCUUCUACUUAGAACCGUAUAAGACAAUGGUGGCUUAUUCUAGAAAAUGUUAAACAUUACUGAAUCAGAUCACUGACUUAUGAUUUUUCUCAAUUUUAUCUACUGUCAAGGAAGAUUUGCAUUUUAGCUAUCCGAUAAUUUACGCUCAUAACAGGGUUCAUCAUUUAGUUUUCAUAGAGUCUUAUGUUCUUGAUGAAAUAAGGUGGGAGAUUCAACCUAUUGACCCUGGGUAAUAUACAUCGCUGAGAACAUAAAAGCCUUUGGAAUAUUUCCUCAUUGCGUCAUAUUAUGAAGGGAUUAAACUGGGGAACAUAGUUUUGUAAUUGGGUUUCAAAUACUCAGUUAAUACUUUGUAAGAGUCAAAAUGUGCUUUGUUUAAGGAUAUAACAUUUUGAAUGGUAAACGCAUCUCUCAGUUUUUUGUUUACAGUAACACCUAUAUUGACAUAUAAUUACAUAUUUAGAACAGGAGGGAUGAAGGGGUGACUCAAUUUUAAACUCAACUUCAAAUUGAAUGUGUUCGAGAAAUAAAAUGGUGCUUUGUAUUUUCAAUGCAAUAAAUGUUUAAUUUGAUUUGUUUUCAAAGAUUUUUAACAACUUCUUAUCGUUUUUAUACUGGAUCAACUAAAUGUCUUAACU
Messenger RNA from Eleginops maclovinus (Patagonian blennie), 1972 nucleotides. RefSeq names its product cathepsin 12 (gene cts12). Gene Ontology annotation, biological process: immune response; positive regulation of peptidase activity; positive regulation of apoptotic signaling pathway. NCBI's taxonomy places the organism in Eukaryota, Metazoa, Chordata, Actinopteri, Perciformes, Eleginopidae. Gene Ontology annotation, molecular function: cysteine-type endopeptidase activator activity involved in apoptotic process; cysteine-type endopeptidase activity. Gene Ontology annotation, cellular component: lysosome. Bases 67 to 1125 code for a protein of 352 amino acids. The transcript has 8 exons. The record is from RefSeq and is a predicted model, not a curated record.